Closterium sp. Naga37s-1 is the source of this 855-nucleotide messenger RNA. Lineage: Eukaryota; Viridiplantae; Streptophyta; Zygnematophyceae; Desmidiales; Closteriaceae. The record is from the annotation of a GenBank genome assembly.
AUGGCUUCUCUCAGCGUUCUCGCGUUUGAUCAUGAGGGCCGCCCAAUCCAGUUUGACACGUGGCUGGACGACCUGCAGCUGUACCUACUGAGCGACUCUAGGGACAGCGUUUCUUUGUUUGACCACAUGUCUGGCGCCGCUCCUGCUCCUCCCGCCACAGCUGACAGUGCAACUCGCUCACUGUGGCUUACUCGUGACGCUGCUGCUCGCUUAGCCAUUCGCAACCACCUACCGUUAGCCGAAUGCGCUCACUUCGGACAGCAGAGGACAGCACAGGCACUUUACGACGCUGUAGUCGCCCGUUACUCCUCCCCUGCCACUCCUGCCCUACCUAUUUCCCCAGCUUCCUCACUCUUGCAGCACCUCCUUGCAGCUGAGACUGGUGUAGUCGCUGUAGGUGCUGCUUGUGGCACUCCGCGCACGCCCUUCUUUGAGGGGUGCUCCCCCUCCCCCCUUGCCCCCUCCUACACCUCUCCUGCUGCUGUUGACGUUCUUGGUGCUGAAGACGUCCGGGCUGCUUCUGCUAGUGGGAAGCGCCGCAGCAGCAAGGGCAAGGGUUGCAGAGGUGGUGGCGGUGGCAGCGGGGGUGGUGGUGGGGGCAGCAGUGGAGGUGUUGGAGGCAGUGGAGGUGGUAGCGGUAGUGGGAGUGGUGGCGGGAGUGGGGGCUUUGGUGGCGGCAGUGGUGGCAGCGGUGGGGGUGGCGGUAGUGGCGGCAGUGGGAGUGGUGGCGGUCGGGCUGGAGCUACUCAGCGUGGAGGUUCUGGCGGUGGCCAGAGGCAGCAGCAGCAGCGUCGGAGCGAGACCCUGUCGUCCCAGCAGCUUCGUGAGUGGUUUUUCUCAGCGUGGGGCGUCUAG